Messenger RNA from Penicillium macrosclerotiorum, 1518 nucleotides. Its product is annotated as alpha-N-arabinofuranosidase. Gene Ontology annotation, molecular function: alpha-L-arabinofuranosidase activity. The record is from RefSeq and is a predicted model, not a curated record. Gene Ontology annotation, biological process: polysaccharide catabolic process; L-arabinose metabolic process. Lineage: Eukaryota; Fungi; Ascomycota; Eurotiomycetes; Eurotiales; Aspergillaceae. The transcript is spliced from 6 exons. Bases 1 to 1518 code for a protein of 505 amino acids.
AUGACAACCUUUACUAAACUCGGCGACACUGACACUCCUGUCAUCGCCGUCCAUCCUUCGCGUCGCGUGUCUAAGAUCAACCCCAAUAUUUAUGCGGGUUUCACGGAGCAUAUGGGCCGAUGCAUCUACGGUGGUAUCUAUGACCCAGGCAACCCACUCUCUGACGAGAAUGGAUUCCGCAAGGAUGUGCUCGAGGCAUUGAAAGGCCUAAACAUUCCUGUUGUUCGGUAUCCUGGCGGUAACUUCUGUGCUACCUACCACUGGCUGGAUGGUGUUGGUCCGAAGGACCAGCGGCCCUCGCGACCCGAGCUUGCCUGGCUAGGCACCGAGACGAACCAGUUCGGUACAGAUGAGUUCAUGAAGUGGUGCGAAGUUCUUGGGACCGAGCCCUAUCUGUGCUUUAACUUUGGAACUGGCACUCUGGAUGAAGCUUUGGCGUGGGUUGAAUACUGCAAUGGCACUGGUAACACAUACUAUGCCAACAUGAGACGGAAGAACGGCCGCCAGGAGCCCUAUAAUGUGAAAUACUGGGCCCUCGGCAAUGAAACCUGGGGACCGUGGCAGGUCGAACAGAUGACCAAGGAGGCAUACGCCCACAAGGCGCUUCAAUGGGCUAAAGCGCUCAAACUCCUCGACCCAAGCCUCAUCCUCAUUCUCUGCGGACAAGACGGCACCGCUACCUGGGACUACUACACCCUUAAGCACUGCCUCCUGCCCGCGCACUCCGCGCUCUCUACCAGCGCUGUGCCUCUCAUCGAUAUGCAUAGUAUCCACCUCUACACCAGCUCCAAUGAGCACCUUCCCAAUGCUACCGCCCCGCUCGCUGCCGAGCGCGCGAUUCAGAUCACCUCCGGGCUCAUCGACCUGGCGCGGAUCGAGAACGGCGUGCCGCCGUCGCAGCCACGACCGACGAUCUGCUUCGACGAGUGGAACGUGUGGGACCCAAUCCGUGCGGAGGGAAGCCGUGGUGCAGAGGAGAGCUACACACUCUCUGAUGCGCUGGCCGUGGCCGUGUGGCUGAACGUGUUCGUCCGCCAGAGUCGCGAUCUCGGCAUGGCCUGCAUCGCGCAGACCGUCAACGUCAUCUCCCCGCUGAUGACUUCCCCGUCCGGCAUCACAAAGCAGACCACCUGGUGGCCGCUGUACCUGUUCUCGCGGUUCAUGCGCGGGUGGACGGUUGCGGCGCAUGUAUCAUGCGCGACGUACGAGGGCCCCACGGUGCCCACGUGGGUGCGUAGCGCGGUCGAGACGCCCUGGCUCGAUGUUAGUGCGAGUGUCGGGGAGGACGGAUACGCUAACCUGGUUGUUGUGAACAUCCACGAGGAGCGGGGAUUCGAAACCGUUGUGGAAGGGGUGGAAGGGGAGGCGGUUGUGUAUACAGUGACCGGCGAGGGCGUAGCCGCGACGAACAUGAAGGGCCGUGAAGAAGUUGCGGUGCAGGAGUCAUCGUGGGACGGAAAGGGUACUUAUACGUUCCCGAAGCAUUCGAUUACAUUGCUCCGAUGGAAGGCAGAGUAG